This is a messenger RNA of Nasonia vitripennis (jewel wasp), 2186 nucleotides long. Its product is annotated as alanine--glyoxylate aminotransferase 2, mitochondrial. The transcript is spliced from 7 exons. The coding region runs from base 183 to 1676 and encodes 497 amino acids. Gene Ontology annotation, molecular function: pyridoxal phosphate binding; L-alanine:glyoxylate transaminase activity. Gene Ontology annotation, cellular component: mitochondrion. Gene Ontology annotation, biological process: glyoxylate catabolic process. The record is from RefSeq and is a predicted model, not a curated record. Lineage: Eukaryota; Metazoa; Arthropoda; Insecta; Hymenoptera; Pteromalidae.
GGAAAUUCAUUCGGCUCAGUCAGCUCGGCGCGCGCGCUCCGUACGUACACGCAGUCCAGUGAGGCUCGGUUCGAAGCGCCGUUUGGCACUUUGUCAUUCGAGUUUACUUCUCAUUCUUUCGCCGUGAGAUUCUUGUUAACGUACUUCUCUCGAAUUGAUAAGUUCCUGCUCGAUUUUGCAAAAUGGGGAGAAUCGCAGCUACGAUCGGCAGGCAGUCCAAGCAGCUCCGAAAAUUCUGCAGCUCGAGCAAACGCGAGGCUGCGACCUUUCCCAACUGCAACUACACACCGUCUCAGUACAAGGGAUGCAGCUACGAGAAGAUAAUGAAGUCCAGGCAGGACUGUGUAAUGCUGAGCCAGAAACCCUUCUAUCAGAAACCCCUUUUGCUGCACGAAGGUCGAGCCCAAUGGCUCUGGGAUCACGAGGGUCGGAGGUACCUGGACAUGUUCGGUGGUAUCGCUACGGUUUCCGUUGGACACUGCCACCCACGAGUGGUAAGUGCAAUGUCAGAACAGUCUUACAAGUUGGGCCACACGACGGCUAUCUACCUUCAUCCCCGAUACCACGAGUACGUGGCUAAAUUGACAUCGACGCUACCCGAGAGCCUGAGCUGCGUCUAUCUGACCAACAGCGGUUCCGAAGCUACCGAACUGGCCAUUCACCUGGCAAGACUAACCACUGGACGAAACGAAAUCGUUUCGUUGAAAAACUGUUAUCACGGCGGUACCGCCGUUGCAGCCGCUGCCACUGGCAUGGCCUGUUAUAAGUACCCCACGGUCACCCCACCUGGACACAUUCACGUAACGAAUCCAGACGUCUACCUCGGCGCCUGGGGCGGUUCCAACUGCCGCGACAGUCCGAUCCAAACGACCCGGAAGUGUUCUUGUUCACCAUCUCACUGCCAAGCGGAGGACCACUACAUCAAGGACUUCAAGGACACCUACAAAGCGGUCAUCCCAGCGGAUGGUCGCAUCGCUGCCUUCACCGCCGAGAGUAUCCAGGGCGUCGGUGGUACCGUCCAGUUUCCUCGUAACUACCUCAAACGCGUGUACGAGCACGUCCGCAGCCUCGGUGGUCUCUGCAUCGCCGACGAGGUACAAACCGGUUUCGCCAGAACUGGAGAACACUUCUGGGGUUUUCAAGGUCACGGCGUCGUUCCCGACAUCGUCGUCAUGGCCAAAGGCAUCGGCAACGGUUUUCCACUCGGCGCCGUGGUCACGAAGCCACAGGUAGCUCAGGCUCUCGCUAAGGCCAUGUAUUUCAACACGUACGGCGGCAAUCCGAUCGCCUGCGUCGUGGGAUCGGCGGUGCUCGAUGUGAUCAAGGAGGAGAACCUCCAGGAGAACGCACUGACGGUCGGCACUCGAAUGCUGCACGGUUUGGCCGAACUGAUGAAGGAAUUUCCCGACGUCGUUGGCGAUGUCCGAGGCAAAGGUCUGAUGAUCGGAGUCGAGCUCGUUGCCGACCCUGAGACGAGGGAACCGUUACCGGUUGAUCAGGUCUGCCAGAUCUUCGAGGAUAUUAAGGACGCUGGUGUCCUCAUCGGCAAGGGUGGCGUCAAGGGAAACGUAUUCAGACUAAAGCCGCCACUUUGCGUUACCAAGGAGGACGCAGACUACACCGUUGAGGCUAUGAGAUUGGCACUGAAGAAGCAUCAGGCCAGUCGAAAAUGCUAAAGAGGCUGGCCAUGUGAUUUUCAUAUAUAUACAAAAAAAAGUGAGCGAAUAAACCGUUGAUUUGUUUUUUUAACAAAUUUAUUGCCGUACAAUUAUUAUUAGAUUCUUUCAUCUCGACAUUAUUUUACAAUAGUCUAUCGUUACAAAUAGUUUCAUUUCUGUGUUAAUUUUACACCUGUUUAUAGAUAUAUAUUAUAAUUACACGCAUUUCUCUCUUUCUCAUUCUCUUUCGAUUGUUGGAUCAACCAGCUCUUCCGAAACGAUAUAAUAUAUAUAUGUAUAGAGAGCACACAAUCCAAGACGUAUAUCACAAAUUAAAGCGUUUUUUUACACAGUAUAGGGGGGGGGGGGGGGAGGCUAUCGUCAACAGAGUUACGUAUUGUUAUAAUAUCAGCGAUGAAUAAUAAAUACACGUAUAUGUAGUAUAUAGGAAAUUAUUCGCGACAGAACAACGUUCAGAGGCGGAAAAGUAUAAUGUGUAUUAUGGAAGACAAAUAAGAACAUUAAUAU